UCUCACUCCACUACUGAAACCAGUGGUUGAUAGGAAUGCCCAGUUAGUUUUUCUCAACCUGCUAAGUAUUCGUUCAAGCAGCGAUAGUCGCGAUGGCUGCCUCGCUCCCUAUCGAAUCGUCGCCGCGUCGUCAGGAGUCGCAGAAGCGACGUGCGAAUCCGUACAUCGUCGCAGGCGCGUUGCUGGUCGUAGUAUUCCUGGGCGUGCAGUACAACUCGUCGCGAUCGUGCGACGCGGAGCUGCAGCUUCAGCGACAAGCCCCCGACGACUCCCCCGGCCGACUUUCCGCCGCGGCGUUAAAUCAUCCCUACUAUAUUAAAGCGCAAAACGCGCUCGAUUUGGAGCUAUGCCGCGCGGAAGAGGCGUACGCGGCGAAUAAGGCGCGUCGCGAGGCGUCGUUACAGAAUCUACUGCAGCCGGCCGUGCUGUCCGUGCCUGACAUGCUGACGAAAGUCAUCGCUCCCAUGUACCCCUGCGCACGGGAACAACGGCUGGGCGUGUGGGGAGAAGGCGGUAAGUGGGUGUGCAUGCUACCAACGGCAUUUCAAAGCAGACCUGUUGUGUACAGCGUGGGUAGCAAGGAGAGCUUCUCGUUUGAAGAAGACAUCGCCAAAGCCACGGGAGCCACCCCUCUCACCUUCGACCCCUUCAUCUCCCAAGACGCGCAGCAGCGCAUGCUCGCCCUGCCCUUCCUCCGAUACUUCCCCGAGGGGCUCUCGGGCAGAGCGAAACUUUUCAAGAACAGGAAGAUGUUUUCGAACUACACCUUUUUUACCCUGCCCAAGCUCAUGUCCACACAUCACACCACCUACAUCGAUGUGCUCAAGAUUGACUGCGAGGGGUGUGAGAUAGAGGUGAUAAGGGACCUGGAGCAAGCCAUGGGGGGAGAUCCCAUGGCCGGGCUAGUGCGGUUUGGAGGGAGGCUCCCCUUCGGACAGCUGCUGGUGGAAUUCCACAAAAUCCACAUUCCCAAGGUCACUCUCCCUCUUAUUUAUGCGAUUGAGAAUCUCGGGUACCGUAUCUUCCACAUGGAGAUGAACCCUCUCUGCUCGAAAUGCAUGGAGGUUAGCUUUAUACACGAGAGCCUGGUGCAACCUUCUAAGGAGGACGCCUGCUUCGUAAAUGACAGCAGUGGGGUUGGUACCGGCAGCAGCAGCAGCAGCAGUGGCAGUGGUGGCAGUGGCGACAGCGACAGCAGCGACAAGAGUGACAGUGAUGAUGGCAAGGGUGGCAAUGAACAGCUUGAUAAGCAAGAGCAGCAGAAGCAGCAGCAGCAGGAGAACGAAAAGGAGAGUGUGGGAGAGGAACAGUCGCAUCAAGAGCAACAGUAAGCAGCCAGAAAUGCAGGGAAUGCAGCAGCAGCAGCAGCAGCAGCAGCUGGUGGAGGGGCAGGUGAAGGAGAAGGACAUUGUGUGAUAGCAACAGUUGCUACAAGAAGGGUGUGAGGAAAAAGGGUUGAAACACUAGCAUCCAGUCGCAGUUUUAGGAGGAUAUCUUUCAGAGUCAUGAGAUUAGGUUUGGGUGAUCCGUUCUGAGACAACCAGAGGAUCAUGAUACCAUCUUUCAUCAUCAGCAUGCACCUUGGUUUUGUUACAUGUGAGUAGUUUUGCCAUGUGUUUUGUACACCUGUACUUGUGGUUCCUAUAUGGAUCAGACUGAUGGCGGAUCAGACUAAUAUGUUACUCAACUGAAC
Messenger RNA from Closterium sp. NIES-67, 1693 nucleotides. NCBI's taxonomy places the organism in Eukaryota, Viridiplantae, Streptophyta, Zygnematophyceae, Desmidiales, Closteriaceae. The record is from the annotation of a GenBank genome assembly.